Mugil cephalus (flathead mullet) is the source of this 2340-nucleotide messenger RNA. RefSeq names its product methionyl aminopeptidase type 1D (mitochondrial) (gene metap1d). The record is from RefSeq and is a predicted model, not a curated record. Bases 93 to 1073 code for a protein of 326 amino acids. Gene Ontology annotation, biological process: proteolysis. The transcript is spliced from 10 exons. Gene Ontology annotation, molecular function: metalloaminopeptidase activity. Lineage: Eukaryota; Metazoa; Chordata; Actinopteri; Mugiliformes; Mugilidae.
CAGACAGAAAGACAGACAGACACACCGUGGUCCACAGACACAGACCAGGAAGUCACCUACCAGCUAACUUCACAGUAAAAAUACGAAAGCUGAUGCAACCAGGUCUGGGCAGUUUCCUGCGGAGGGUUGGUUGUUUAGGAAGUGGUAGUCCCUCCACAGCCUUACUGUGUCAGCAACACCGGCGCUUCUUCUGGAGGAAGUGGAAAAGUUCUCACAAUGUGGUUCGUCCAGCUGCAGUAAGGCCUCCCUACGCAGUACCAAAGCAUAUUUUACGGCCUGACUAUGUCAGCACUGGAUUGGUCCCAGAGUGGCCAGACUACAUAGAGAUCAAAGACCAAGAGCAGAUCGAAGGCCUGACUAGAGCGUGUCAGCUAGCGAGACACGUGCUGCUGCUGGCUGGACGCAGUCUGAAAGUUGGCAUGACAACGGAUGAAAUAGACUUCAUCGUGCACCAGGAGACAAUCAAGCACAAUGCCUACCCAUCCCCUCUCAGAUACGGAGGUUUCCCCAAGUCAGUCUGCACAUCUGUGAACAACGUGAUCUGUCAUGGGAUACCUGACAGUCGGCAACUUGAAGAUGGAGAUAUCAUCAACAUUGACGUCACUGUGUAUUUGGAAGGUUACCAUGGUGACACCUCAGAAACCUACUUGGUUGGUCAGGUGGAUGAGGUUGGCCAGCGACUCGUGGAAACAGCCCGGCGAUGCAGAGACGAGGCUAUUGCCGCUUGCAAACCAGGUGUAGAGCUGUGUGUUAUAGGAAACACUAUCAGUGAAAUAGCCCAAGCGAACGGCUUCCUUGUGUGCCCGUAUUUCAUUGGACAUGGGAUAGGCUCCUACUUUCACUGCCAUCCUGAGAUCUGGCACCACGCUAACGACAACGACAUAGUCAUGGAUGAAGGGAUGGCUUUCACAAUAGAGCCCAUAAUAAUGGAGGGGUCAGCGGAGUUCAGAGUCCUGAAGGACAAGUGGACCGCGGUGUCUGUAGAUGAUAAAAGGUCGGCUCAGUUUGAACACACGGUGGUCAUCACAUCUGACGGCGUGGACGUUCUCACCAAGCUGGAGGGAGAGAGCUGAGGGAGCUGACCUGUACAGCACAUCAACUAAAAAACCUUUUGUGAAAACAAAACACUUAUAAACUGGUUAUAAACUGGUGAUGCACCUGCUCUCAUGUGAAGCAAGUAUGCAUCCUUCAGACUGUAAAAUAUGAAAAAGGGGCUUUUUGUUUAUUACCUCAGCAUUGCAUACUGUAAAUGUAGUUUGGUGUAGGAGGAACAUGGCUGCAGUCAUCUCAUUAUUGUUAUUUUUUUUUAGUUUUAUGCAUGUGUGUGUAUUUAUAGUGUCAUAAUAGGGAUCGGGGGGGGGGGGGGGUCUUAAAGCCACACCCACCAAGGUAUUUAUAUUUAUCAUUCGCCAAAUAUUUACAAAUAUUUCCCUUCUAUUGUUUAAAUGCUGGCGCAGAAGAGAAAGCUAAAUAAUGCUUAAUUAUAUGCUAUAUAUUUUUCUUAAAAUCAAAUUUAUAUUUUUUAAAUCCUCCAAAUUAAAAGAAGACACAAGUGACAGUCACGGCUUUCAUUUAAAUUCACCACACAUUGUGUUUGUGUUUCACAGUCAUGAAAUAAUAAAACUGUGUAUUAGAUAUUUAACACUUAAACCGGUGACAUUUCAUGUAGUCGAGUAGAGCCAGCAGGUGGCAGCACACACCAUCAGACAUAACAUUGUGCUAAGGGAGACCAACACAAUAAUAUUGUUUUGGUCUCCCUUGCGCCUCCUAAACAGUUGUGACUCAUCAGAGAAUGGACAUGGACCUCCUGAGGGUGUCCUGUGGUGUCUGGCAACAUGUCUGGUCUGGUCUAGGUGGGUGCUACAUUGUCAUAACACAGUGUUAUUUCCUUCUCCUGCCAGUGGUCAUCAUGUUAUGCCUGGUUGGUGUAAAGCUGUCAAAGGUUUCAUGUCCUAGUCAUGAAAGAAGAGCACACAGCUGUAAAUCGGUGUGUGUUUAAGCCUGGUUCAUGUCUUUAACGUUCAUGUGACAUCAGCCUAAAGCAACUGUAAUUAAUUGCUGUCAAAAAUCUCCUCCUUAGGCCAACUUAACGUCUCAGUUUUGGCUACAGUUUUGGUAAUAAUAAAUAUAAUUCACUGACACGGCGAACCCCUCAACGCAGCAAAGAAAUGACAGUGCAGAAAUAUUUGGUACAGAUCCUUUUUCUGUUUCUGUAAAGAUGGUUACAAGGUCAUUGGACCUUUACUAGGCCCAGUAGAGUUUCAAUAACAGUUACUUUGUCUACAUGCUGGACUGCAGUUUGUAGGAUGUGUGUGGAUUAAAGUUUGUCAUUCAACAUUA